UUUGUAUUAGCAAUCCAAGCAAAAAAACAACUUGGUGAGCGUUUUCAUACAAACUUAUACCUACUCCGCGUUCGCUUUUGAGGGCAUAUUUAUCGCAUAUUUUUUCUUGAAUGAAAAACCUCACGUUGGUGGCAGCAAAUCGACGCGAUUACGUAUAUGCGGUUGGCUUGCUGCGAGUGCGGAAAAAAGUCCAUCGAUCGCGACGACUGGAACGGAACGAGCUGCUUCAACUGCUGCUGGUGGGCGGCGGCGUGAUGCAGAACCCAACAACAUUUACAUUUCCCGCGGUACCGAAUCCCGCAGUCAACGAGAAAUACCGUCGGAAGUACCGACGACUCAAACGAUUGAUGAAGAAUCUAGUCUUCGAAAAUGCUGCCCUUUGUGAUCACGUUGCUCAAAUUCAGGAGAAUAUCCUGCUAGUGAAGGAGGAGCGACGGUAUCUACUGAAGAAGCUGCUGGAGCACGAAAAUGAUAUGGAAACUCAACUGGGAAGGCCGUGUAGCAAAUUGAACGAAUUAAUAGCCAAUAGCUUACCUCCUAAACGACAGUACAAAAAAAGAUCUGCUCCCGAAGGGAAUGCAGCCGAUUCAACCCCCAAAGGCAAAGGUCAGGGGAAAAAAGGUCGUGCUAAUGCUAGUGCAACCAAUGCGGACAAAAAUGUUGCCAAAAAGAACGCAGCGUUCAUUCAACCUGGUCAUCCAACGUACCCGAUGACGGUGGCCGGCUUUACGAUCUAUAAUCUGGGCGAAAUCCUUCCGGAUCGGCCCGGGUACAAUACUGAGUACACAAUCUAUCCAGUGGGCUAUACGGUUAGCCGGCCGUACGGCCAUUUGAAAGACCCUCUGAAGAAAUGCAUUUACACAUGCCGUGUCCUGGACAAUGGCACUCACCCGCGGUUUGAAAUCAUUCCGGAGAACGAUACGGAGCUGACCAUAACGGGGAAUUCGACCGAUGCAUGCCACGCCACUUUGUUGCAGUGUAUAAAUGCAUCUUUGGAUUGCCGAGGCAUCGACGGAAGACCUUCGGGUGAUUGGUUCUUCGGGUUGUCCCAUCCGACGAUUUGCAGUUUGCUGCAGAGCUUUCCCAGCUCGAAGCGAUGCCUCAACUAUAAGGGCAUCAAGAAGGAAAAUUUUGCCAACAUGGAUAAGGCAAACGACCCGACGCUGAACUAUGAGGCCCUGCAGCGACACAUAACGAUUUCGGCGUACCACACGAUGCCGGAGAUUAAAGAAGAACCGCCGGAUGAGUUGCUAGACCAUUCGGAUGGAAAUUCUUUUAGUUUAUCUUAAUGAGCCGGGGUUUGUUUUAAAUUGAGUGAUUGUAUGGUAUGAGAGUGAGUAAUUUGAAUAAAGCAAUGAUCUUGAUGAA
Molecule: messenger RNA, 1368 nt
Organism: Armigeres subalbatus
Lineage: Eukaryota; Metazoa; Arthropoda; Insecta; Diptera; Culicidae
Product: transforming growth factor beta regulator 1
Exons: 2
Coding region: 111-1289 (392 amino acids)
Biological process (GO): regulation of cell cycle
Cellular component (GO): nucleus
Source: RefSeq, a predicted model, not a curated record